This is a messenger RNA of Gryllus bimaculatus (two-spotted cricket), 273 nucleotides long. The record is from the annotation of a GenBank genome assembly. Lineage: Eukaryota; Metazoa; Arthropoda; Insecta; Orthoptera; Gryllidae.
AUGGCGGACAUCUCGUGGGCGUUCGAGGCGUCGCUGCGCGCGCAGCGGUGGCUGGACGCGCAGACGCGCGACGCGGCGCUGCGCAAGGUGCGCGCCGUGCGCAUGCUCGUGGGCGGGCCCCCGCACCUCGCGGACUGGUUCGACACGGACGAGUACUACGCCAACUUGACGCUGCAUGAUGACACAUUUCUGGACGAUCUACUGGCAAUUAUCGAUUUCCGGUACAACAAAAAGCUGCAAAGAUUACACAAUAAACACCAUCUUACAGAGUAA